AUGUCUCAUGCAACGGCCCACACGACGGCUUCAGGGUUCUUGCUCCCAUCCAUCCACUCAGCCCCGCCGUUUUUCACACGCCAGCCGAACCCAGCGACACAAAAGACGGCCACACAAGACUGGGAGCGCCUCAUCCUCACCUACGCCCGCCACCGGAACCUCUUCGUCCUUCGCGUCGAGGACGCGGACGCGCCCGAGGGCUCGCCCUGGGACGAGAUCCUCCGCAACCCGCGCAUCAACCGCCGGAUGCGCCCCGCCCACCUCGCCGCGAUCCUCGCCGACAUGGUCGCCGCCGGCCAGGCGAUCUACGACCCGCCCGGGCAGACGCACGCCGCGCUCCUCUGCUGGCGCACGCCCGAGGAGUGGGCCCAGAUCCUCCACGACUGGGCGACCGCGACCGGCCACCUGAACACGAUCAUGACCCUCUUCGAGAUCGUCGAGCCCGAGGUGCCCUCCGCGCUCGCCGGGCUCCCGCUCCCGCUCCUCCACCGCGCGAUCGCCGUGCUCGCGCGCGCCGGCCGCGCGCAGACGAUCGCCGCCGCCGACGGGGAGGGCGUCCGCUUUCUCCAGGGCGCGCCGGGGCGUUGA
This is a messenger RNA of Epithele typhae, 588 nucleotides long. RefSeq names its product ESCRT-II complex vps25 subunit. The record is from RefSeq and is a predicted model, not a curated record. The transcript is spliced from 5 exons. Gene Ontology annotation, cellular component: ESCRT II complex. Gene Ontology annotation, biological process: protein transport to vacuole involved in ubiquitin-dependent protein catabolic process via the multivesicular body sorting pathway. Lineage: Eukaryota; Fungi; Basidiomycota; Agaricomycetes; Polyporales; Epitheliaceae. Bases 1 to 588 code for a protein of 195 amino acids. Gene Ontology annotation, molecular function: protein homodimerization activity; structural molecule activity.